Aureococcus anophagefferens is the source of this 926-nucleotide messenger RNA. RefSeq lists its product as hypothetical. NCBI's taxonomy places the organism in Eukaryota, Pelagophyceae, Pelagomonadales, Pelagomonadaceae. Bases 45 to 908 code for a protein of 287 amino acids. The record is from RefSeq and is a predicted model, not a curated record. The transcript has 2 exons. Gene Ontology annotation, biological process: ubiquitin-dependent protein catabolic process. Gene Ontology annotation, molecular function: ubiquitin protein ligase activity.
GGUGACGUGCGAGAGUUCACGACAACCCCUUGCCGGUGGAGACGAUGGUCGCCCUCUGGCGCGAGGUCGAGACGGGCGCGCGGUACACGCAGACGACGGCGAUGGACAAGUAUCCAAAAUUGAACACGAAGUCGUUCAAGGGCCUGUCGAGCGAGAUCGCCAAGAAGCCGCAGACCGGCAAUCAAGGCGCCCGCGAUGUCAAGACCUACCUCGCCGCCGACGUCGACGCGCUCGUCGCGCGGCACGCCGCGCCGGAGCCCGAAACGGUCGACCCGCGCUGGCGCGAGGUCGAGACGGGCGCGCGGUAUACCGCGACGACGGCCAUGAAGCGCUACCCGCAGCUCAACUGGCACUGCUUCGCGGACCUCCCCUUCGAGAUCGCGCGGCAACCGAAGAUCAGCAAAUCCCAGCCGCGCGACGUCAAGACCUACCUCGCCGCCGACAUCGACGCGCUCGUCGCGCGCCUCGCCGCGGCGGAGCCCGAACCGGUCCACCCGCUCUGGCUCGAGGUGGAAGCCGGCCGUCGCUACGACCGGAAGACGGCCAUGAAGCGCUACCCGCAGCUGACGGAUUAUUUCUUCCGGGACCUCCCCUUCGAGAUCGCGCGGCGGCCGACGAUCGGCAAAGCCACCGCAUGCGACAUCAAGACCUACGCCGCCGCCGACGUCGAGGCGCUCGCCGCGGCGCGAGCCAACAAGCGCGCGCGCGUCCAGGAGCCCGAGCCGCCCCAGGAGCCCGAGCCCGAGGAGGAGGAGCCCGAGGAGUGCCCCGUCUGCCUCGACCCGAUGACGGGCGCCACCGCGACGCUCGUCUGCGGCCACCUCUUCCACAAGGACUGCAUCACGGACUGGGCGAGCAGCCAGACGCUGUGCCCCAUGUGCCGCGAGACGCUCCAGUUCGCCCCGUGACUACAGACUCUUGCGCCC